Molecule: messenger RNA, 2899 nt
Organism: Aedes aegypti (yellow fever mosquito)
Lineage: Eukaryota; Metazoa; Arthropoda; Insecta; Diptera; Culicidae
Product: G patch domain-containing protein 1 homolog
Exons: 2
Coding region: 170-2833 (887 amino acids)
Biological process (GO): mRNA processing
Cellular component (GO): nucleus
Molecular function (GO): RNA binding
Source: RefSeq, a predicted model, not a curated record
CAAAACAUCAAAGCCAAACGUCAACUCAAGACUUGCGUGCGAAUCAAAACAAAACAGUUGCGUCGUGAUACGAAUUUUUUGAUUCAUUAUCGAAAAUUUAAGUAAUUUUCAUGAAAAUAUCGUAAUAUUAACAACAUGCAUAAAGUUUAAUUGAAUCAAACACUCCAACAUGGAUGAAGACUAUGACACUUACUGUAAAUUCGGAACUCCCUUGCCGGCAUAUGAAGAAGACGAGAUUCCGUCGAAGAAACCCGUAUCUGUGGAGGACCAAAUCGUGCUGGACGUGAAUGGUAAGCGUCGCUUUCAUGGCGCAUUCACGGGAGGAUUUUCCGCCGGUUAUUGGAACACUGUGGGCUCCGAGGAAGGCUGGAAACCAACGGAGUUCAAGAGUUCCCGCAAGGAGAAGGCUUCGGCUAGGGCACAGAACCCGAUGGACUUUAUGGACGAUGAAGAUUUGGGCGAGUUUGGUAUCGCACCUCAGCGGGUCCAACCCAAGGCGGAUUUUGCCCAUUCGAGCAAAUGCGGUGGUAAGCGACCGUUGGAUACGAGAAACUGGAAUGGUCCGAUUCCGGGAGUUCCGGUGUUGAAAUCGUUGUUGGAACCAGCUAGAGAGAAGACCGCUGUCCGCAUGUUGAAAAGAAUGGGUUGGCGCGAGGGGCAAGGCAUUGGAGAGAGGCAGACCAGAGGGGAAAAGCAAAAGGCCAAGGAUCGGAACGAUAAGGAACUGUAUGUGAUGAAGAUGUAUGGAUGUGAAUUGCCGGGGUCUGAAGGAAGAGGAAGAAAUGCAGACGAUUCCGACAGUGGGAGUGACGAUUCGUCGGACUAUGAGAUCACUUUUGCACCGGAUGAUUUCGAUCCUUUGUUAGCUGCUUUUAAGGAUAAUUGCUUUGGGUUGGGCUAUUCAGGACUUGAACGACCUUCAGCUGGUGCCCAAAGGUUUAAUCUGUUCGAUACAUUGGAAAUAGUUGACCGGAACAACAAGAAGCUAUCGAUCCGAGGUCAAGCUUUCGGUGUGGGAGCCUUGGAAGACGACGACGAUGAGGACGUCUAUUCGAAGGACGACAUGUCGCGGUAUGACUUCUCUUUGGAAGAUAAAUCCAAGAAGCCAGCAGCUAUCAAAUCGUCCGCACAUUUGAACGAUUGCUUGGAAGGGUUCUGUCCUUCAAAGAAAUCUGUGAAAGGUGUUAAGAAGGUGUUUCGCGUUAAGAUUCCGGAAGGCUUCACACCUCGAAACUGGAUGCAACGUCGAACAAGAUUUGAACCUAUGGAUGAAGCGAAGGAACAACAGCUUUUGGAAGCCAACAAGUACAAAAUUCAAGGUUUGGGACGACACGAUCUGAAUCCCGAAAAACGAGCCAAAACUUUAGGAGAAAAACCGUUGGAAAAGCCUCAAGAGUCGAAGGGCACCGCAUUACUUGGUUUGAUCAAUAAACGUUGCGACUCUUUUGUGGGAGGAAAUGUGCUGAACGCUGAAAAAACUCAAACUGUAUCAGAACCAAAAAUUGAGACAAAAUCCUUACAGUUUGACAUCAAAUCUCAUACGGAAAAUCUUGGUUCCACUAAGGAAGGUUUCAAACCAUUCAUAGCGGAACCGGAAAAGCAGGAGAGGUAUGAGAAGUUCCUGUCCUUCAAGCCUACCGAUAAACUGAAAACCAGAGAAGAGCUGCUAAAUACGCUUCAGCCUCUUGGGAUGUCCUCAUGGGAUCGCGAGAGGGAACUCAAGGAAUUCGAACAGGCUCAGCGCAUGUACAGACCACUGGAUGGUUUAAUGUCGGAUCGAUUCGUAACCGAAUCCAGUAUAAUUGCAGAAAAGGAAGUUGUGGAUCCAAAAAAGCAGGCUGACAUUCAAAUGAAGCGCGUUCGUACAAUGUGGAAGCCCCAUAAAGAUCUCUGCAAGCGGUUCAAUGUGGAAGAACCCUUCGGAGGAAUGAUGGAAGAGGAGAAAUCGAAGCCCAAAACGAAGUUCUCCGUGUUCGACUACCUGGAAGCACCGGUAAAUCGGAAAUCGGAUUUCGUGACACCCGUGGUUAUACCAAAGCGAGUUGAGAAACAAGAAAAGCGUCCUGAAUCCGUGCCCAUCAGGGUGUCUGCGAAAGAUUUUUUCGCGGGCACCGAAACCCCUUCAACCAGUUACGAACAGCGAAGUUCCUUGGGAGAAACUUCCAAGCCGCAAACACAUUCUGCUACCGUAACUAAACCGGUUAAGCGAUCCGACUUGGAGCAGAAAGUGCUGGAUAGUGUUAACAAGAAACCGGAAGAAAAGAAGGAUCUCUUCAAAUCCAUCUUCUGUAGCAGCGAUGAAGAAGAUGAGAAUAAAAAACCUCCAGAUACCGACCAAUUGCCAACCUCCUCGAUGAAUGAGGCCGACAAACUGAAGUUAGUCGAAAGCCUGGUGGCAAUCAAGCCCGCAAGUCAAAUGAACGUUCUACGCAAUAAUUCGCCUCCUCGAGGAAUCUUCAAAAGCAUCUUCGACAUCAAGCGACCGGAAAAUGAAGCGGCCACUUCCCUAACGAUUGCAGUUUCGGACGGUUCGUCCUCGAGUUCCGAAGGUGAGCCGGAGGAAGAAGACGCAUAUUAUGGACCAAAACUGCCAACUUCCAGUGCAGUUGUUCCUUGCUCAUCAACGACGAAGCCUCCACAGCUCGAUCAGUUGGAUGCCAAAUUACUGGAAAUCGUGCGCAAGACAGGAUCGUCUAAGCACGCCGUUGAAGAGUGGGUCGAAAAGGAUAAGUCUUCGUCGAGGAAAAGCAAAAAGAAGAAAGAUAAGGAGCACAAAAAGGCGAAAAAGCACAAGAAGGAGAAAAAGAAACAUAAGCAUAAGGAUAGAAGGUAACGUAAAAUGUUCGUGUAAAUAUCGAUAGAUUUUUGGAGGAAAUUAAAAGUUUGAAUUAUACGUUUA